Molecule: messenger RNA, 1209 nt
Organism: Rotaria sordida
Lineage: Eukaryota; Metazoa; Rotifera; Eurotatoria; Philodinida; Philodinidae
Source: the annotation of a GenBank genome assembly
AUGGUUAAAGAAACAAAAUAUUAUGAUAUUCUUGGUGUUCAACCAAAUGCUACAGUAGAUGAAAUUAAAAAAGCUUAUCGUAAAUUAGCUUUAAAAUUACAUCCAGAUAAAAAUCCUGAUAAUGAUCCAGAACAAUUUAAACAAUUAUCUCAAGCAUAUGAAGUAUUAUCUGAUGAAAAAAAACGUUCAUUAUAUGAUCAAGUUGGUGAACAAGGAUUAAAAGAAGGUGCAGGUGCUGGUGGAUUUCAUGGUUCAGAUCCAUUCGAUAUAUUUAAUAUGUUCUUUGGUGGUUCAUUUAGUAAUCGACAAGAUAAUCGAGGAAAAAAUCUUGUUCAUCAAUUAGGUGUUUCAUUAGAAGAUCUUUAUAAUGGAGCUGUUAGAAAAUUAGCUUUACAAAAAAACGUUAUUUGUGAUAAAUGUGAAGGUCGUGGUGGAAAACAAGGUGCAGUAUCAAAAUGUACAACAUGUAAUGGAUCUGGUUUUGUUACUCGAGUUAAUCAACUAGCACCUGGAAUGAUUCAACAAAUUCGUUCACAUUGUUCAGAUUGUGAAGGUCAAGGAGAAAAAAUAAAUGCAAAAGAUAAAUGUAAAACAUGUGAUGGAAAAAAAAUUGUUCGAGAAAGAAAAAUUAUUGAAGUACAUAUUGAUAAAGGUAUGGAAGAUGGAAAGAAAAUAACAUUUAAUGGUGAAGGUGAUCAAGAACCAGGACUUGAACCAGGUGAUAUUGUUAUUGUUUUGGAUGAAAAAGAACAUUCAAUAUUUAAACGUGAUAAAACUGAUUUACAUAUAAAAAUGCCAAUAACAUUAACUGAAACAUUAUGUGGAUUUCAAAAAGUUAUUAAAACACUCGAUAAUCGGCAACUUGUUAUAACAUCAUUACCAGGUGAAAUUAUUAAACCUGGUGAUAUUAAAUGUAUAUUAAAUGAAGGAAUGCCUGUUUAUCGAAAUCCAUUAGAAAAAGGUCGACUUGUUCUUCAUUUUGAUGUUAAAUUUCCAACUAAAAAUGAAAUACGUCCAGAAAAUAUUUCAAAAUUAGAAACAUUAUUACCAUCACGUUCACAUGUUAGUAUACCAAUGGAUGCAGAAGAAUGUGUUUUAACUGAAUAUGAUCCUCGACAAUCACAACGUUCAAAUAAAAAUGAUAUCUAUGAUGAUGAUGAUCCACGUGUUCACGGUGGACCAACACAAGUUAACUGUGCUACACAUUAA